Papaver somniferum (opium poppy) is the source of this 1425-nucleotide messenger RNA. Its product is annotated as GDSL esterase/lipase At4g10955-like. NCBI's taxonomy places the organism in Eukaryota, Viridiplantae, Streptophyta, Magnoliopsida, Ranunculales, Papaveraceae. The record is from RefSeq and is a predicted model, not a curated record. The transcript is spliced from 3 exons. Bases 86 to 1156 code for a protein of 356 amino acids. Gene Ontology annotation, biological process: lipid metabolic process.
AUAAUGUCAUGAUAAGCAUAAUUGCACUCCAAAGACAAUUCUUCAUUCUUGGUAAAUCUUCUUCAUCUAUUCCUGGUGGUUCAGAAUGAGCUUUCAGGAGCCGAAGUUGAAGCAAAAGAUGAGUAGUGGGAAAUUAGACAAGAAGAAUAGUUUCGACCAUAUAGGACCUGUGCACUUGACUAAGGUGGAUUGGCAAAGUAUGGAUCACCGAAGAUCUAUAGCGGCUAGCUUGGUUCAGAGUGCUUAUGUUCUGGAGCAUGAUCGUCAAGAAAAUCGGCAAGGGAGUGAAGCUCUUGCACCACAAUGGUGGGACUUUUUCAAUUUCCAUCUAUUGUAUCCGCUCAUCGAUAGUAAUGACUCCUCCAUCUUUGGUGCUGUAUUUGAAUUCAAAGCUUUUAACUACUAUCAGACGAGAAAUAUUCCACGAUACGUAAUUGCCUUUAGGGGAACCACUAUGAAGAAACAUUGCGUCGCACAGGAUCUGAGGUUAGACCUGAAUAUUAUAAAACAUGGACUUCACCAAUCAACGCGGUUUGGAGUUGCAAUGCAAGCUGUUCAAAGCAUGGUUUCUGCGGUUGGUCCUAAUAAUGUCUGGUUGGCAGGACAUUCUUUGGGCUCUUCUAUCGCAAUGCUUGUAGGGAAAAACAUGGCUAAAAUGGGUAACUAUAUGGAAUCGUACCUCUUCAACACACCUUUCAUUGCGGCUCCAAUUGAAAAGAUUCCGAGUGAGAAAGUGAAGCGUGGGGCUCGUUUUGCUGGCAGCCUUGUCAAAGCAGGACUCACAGUUGCCAUGAAGGGUUCCAAAGAAAACAGAAGCCCGGAUGAUAUGUUUACUGCAUUAGCUACUUGGGUACCAAAACUUUUUGUAAAUCCAGCUGAUCAUAUAUGCUGCGAGUAUAUCGGGUAUUUCGAACACCGUGACAGGAUGGAGUACUUGGGAGUCUCAGGAAUUGAGAGGUUGGCGACGCAAACAUCAGUAACAGGAUUACUGAAAAGUGCAAUUGGAAGAGAAUCAGAAGUGAUACACGUUGUUCCCUCAGCUCAUAUGACUAUUAAUCGAAGUCCAUCGACAACUUUCAUGGAAGCUCAUGGGCUGCAGCAAUGGCUUCGAGAUGAUUUGCAUCUGCAGUCUAAGGUCUACCAGUACAGAUUAUGAAUGACAAAAUGCAACGCCGUUCUUGAUUCUUAACAUAAGUUUAUAUUGGGUAAGAGAAUUUAUUAGCCAAAACAAAAGUAUGAUUACGUAGUUUGCUGGAUAAAAAAAGUAAAAAGUUUUGCAUUGUGGAUUGAUUUUAGUUAUUUGGUUAGCACCCAAAAGUGUCUUGCUUGCGCAUGUUCCAAGCCAACCGCUGAAAUUCAAGUUGAUUUCAUUAACAUUUAUGAUUAGAAAAUGUACAGUACUUGAACUUUUAUAGAUUUUCUUAU